UGGUGAGAGGAGAAAGGAGGUGGGCUGGCUUUAACAAAAAAACGAGAGACCCGUUGAUCAAUAUUUGGCUGUCUUGCUGCAAAUUGCUGCAGUGUUUUAAAGGAGUAGUAGGGUGCAAAAGGGACUGACAGAAGGGGGCAAAGAGCUAUACAUGUCACAUGUGCUUUUCCGGACCAUCGGGGUUAUCUGCCAGUUGGAUUUGGUGGAGGAUGCUGCGACAAGUGAUACACAGAGGGCUGAAGACAUCCUGCUACAAGCUGGGGUUAUUUGUAAGCAGGCAUCCGGUGUUUUUUCUCACUGUUCCCGCAGUCCUGACCAUCAUUUUCGGAUUUAGCGUCCUAAGUCGAUUCCAACCUGAAACUGACCUGGAGGUCUUAGUAGCUCCCAGCCACAGCCAGGCAAAAAUUGAAAGGCGUUUGGCCAAUAGCCUUUUCCCAAUCGAUCAGUCCAAGAACAAGCUUUAUUCAGAUCUUCACACACCGGGCAGAUAUGGCAGAGUGAUGGUCCUGUCUAAACCUGGAGAAAAUAUUUUAGAUCGGGCUGACCAGAUACUGCAGAUCCACCGAGCAGUGCUUGAGAUGAAGGUUAAAUAUAAUGGCUAUAACUAUACUUUCUCUCAUCUGUGUGUGAUGAGCAAUCAGGAUAAGAAGUGUCUACUGGAUGAUAUCAUUUCAGUACUAGAGGAUCUCAGGCAGGCUUCCUUCUCCAACAAAUCUACAGCGAGGAUUACAGUGAGUUACCCCAACACCAAAUUAAAGGAUGGAAGAUUGGCUUUCAUUGGACAUCAGCUUGGAGGAGUUUCUGAAGUUCCUAACAGCAAAGACCAAAGGGUCAAGUCAGCCAGGGCAGUCCAGAUUACCUACUACCUCCAGAGCUAUGCUUCUGCUACCCAAGGCAUCAUCGGUGAAGAAUGGGAGACUGAUUUUUGUAAUCUUAUGCAAAAGCUCCAGGCAGACAUGAAAGACCUUCACAUAUAUUGCCUCACAUCCUUCAGCCUGUGGAGGGAUUUCUAUAAGACCAGCAUUUUAGUCCGGGGUGAAAUCCUGGUCAGCCUGGUGCUUAUCCUCGUUGCAGUCACGUUGUCCAGUUCAAUGCGAGACUGCCUCCGGAGCAAGCCAUUCCUAGGACUGUUAGGGGUGCUCACUAUCUGCAUUUCCAGUGUCACUGUGGCAGGGAUAUUCUUCAUUACAGAUGGAAAGUACAACUCCACUCUCCUGGGAAUUCCAUUCUUUGCAAUGGGCCAUGGAACGAAAGGCGUAUUUGAACUUCUUGCAGGAUGGAGAAGAACAAAAGAAAAUCAGCCUUUUAAAGACAGAGUGGCAGAUGCUUAUUCUGACGUGAUGGUUACUUAUACUAUUACCAGCUCACUAUACAUUAUCACAUUUGGUAUGGGUGCCAGUCCAUUCACAAACAUUGAAUCAAUUAAAAUAUUUUGCCAGAAUAUGUGUGUAACUGUACUGUUUAACUAUUUUUAUGUCUUCUCAUUUUAUGGUUCAUGUCUGGUUUUUGCUGGCCAGUUGGAACAGAACAGGUACCAUAGUGUAUUCUGUUGCAAAAUUCCUUCUGCAGAAUACAUAGACAGGCAACCCAUAUGGUUUCAAGCCAUGAUGAGUGACGGACAUCUCCCAACAACACACCAUGACAACAAUCCUUAUCAGAGUCAUUGUAUUCAACACUUUCUAAGAGAACAUUUUAAUGAAUGGAUCACUAAUAUCUAUAUUAAGCCUUUUGUUGUACUCUUAUACCUCAUUUAUGCAUCAUUUUCAUUUAUGGGAUGCUUACAGAUUAGUGAUGGCUCCAAUAUUGUCAACCUUUUAGCUAGUAACUCCCCAAGUGUAUCCUAUGCUUUCACCCAGCAGAAGUACUUCAGUAACUACAGUCCUGUAAUAGGAUUCUAUAUUUAUGAACCACUCGAGUAUUGGAAUAUGACAGUUCAAGACGAUUUAAAAAUCCUAGGCCAUGGUUUUAACAGAAUUUCAUGGAUUGAGCAAUAUUUUCAGUAUUUAAAAGUUAUUAAUACCACUGCAACAAAUAAAACUGAAUUUCUUAACAUUCUUCAGAACUCCUUUUUGAAGAAACCUCAAUAUCAGCAUUUCAAAAAUGAUAUAAUUUUUUCGAAGAUGGGAGAUGAAGCAAAUAUAAUUGCAUCACGAAUGUAUUUGGUGGCUAGAACAACUGAGAAUACACGAGAAGAAGUCAUUGAAAUUUUGGAGAGAAUAAGACCCCUUUCUUUUAUUCAAAGCAUAAAAUUUAUUGUGUAUAAUCCAACAUUUGCCUUCCUGGACAAUUACAGUGCAUCUGUUGCAUCACCCAUCUUGAUUGCUGGUUUCAGUGUACUAACAAUUAUGGUACUGACAUUUUUUAUCGUUAUUCAUCCACUGGGAAACUUCUGGUUGAUCCUUACCGUUACUUCAAUAGAACUUGGUGUCCUUGGACUAAUGACCUUAUGGAAUGUAGACAUGGACUGUGUUUCAGUCUUGUGCCUUAUUUAUGCUUUAAAUUUUGCCAUUGACCACUGUGCACCUCUGCUUUAUACCUUUGUACUAGCAAUAGACCAUACAAGAACUCAGUGCAUCAAAGGUGCGCUCGAGGAGCAUGGGGCUGCAAUUCUGCAAAAUAUUACCUGCAAUGUCAUGGGGCUUGUACCCCUUGGUUUUGUGCCUUCAAAUCUGACCUUUACACUGUUUAAAUGCUUGCUACUUACCAAUGGUUGCACUCUCCUGCACUGCUUUGUUAUACUACCCGUAUUCCUGACUUUCUUUCCACCAUCAAAAAAGAGACAUAAGAAAAAGAAACGCGCCAAAAGAAAAGAAAGAGAAGAGAUUGAGUGCAUAGAGAUUCAGGAAAAUCCUGAUCAUGUAACGUCUGUUUGA
Protopterus annectens (West African lungfish) is the source of this 2873-nucleotide messenger RNA. It is a transcript of the gene PTCHD4, whose product is annotated as patched domain containing 4. Gene Ontology annotation, cellular component: membrane. The transcript has 3 exons. The record is from RefSeq and is a predicted model, not a curated record. NCBI's taxonomy places the organism in Eukaryota, Metazoa, Chordata, Ceratodontiformes, Protopteridae. Bases 159 to 2873 code for a protein of 904 amino acids.